Asterias rubens (European starfish) is the source of this 3051-nucleotide messenger RNA. Its product is annotated as sodium/hydrogen exchanger 1-like. The record is from RefSeq and is a predicted model, not a curated record. Gene Ontology annotation, cellular component: membrane. Gene Ontology annotation, molecular function: sodium:proton antiporter activity. The coding region runs from base 283 to 2574 and encodes 763 amino acids. Gene Ontology annotation, biological process: regulation of pH; sodium ion transport; proton transmembrane transport. Lineage: Eukaryota; Metazoa; Echinodermata; Asteroidea; Forcipulatida; Asteriidae. The transcript has 20 exons.
GCACUAGUAGGCGCUCUACACACCAAAACAAACACACCCCACAACAGGCAGAUCUGCAGAAUGUAGGGGCUGCAUGUGAGGAGGAAUGCAAUCCAGAUCCAAAUCUGUUUUUUUAUAAAUAUCUUGCUGACAAUAGCUCUAGCUACUCACUUGACGUUAACCAGGCACGGUUCAGAAUCCUACUGAACAAGGACAGAGAAAAACCACCGAAAGACGUCCUGUCUUCAUCAGCAGCUAAGCUAUAGCCUAUUAGUAUUAAAAUAUUACAGCUGAUCUGUUACCAUGGCAAUACAGAAAUUUGCUGCUCCCACCCUGUUGCUGAUCUUGUUUUUGAUUAUCGGGCAGCAGUUACGUCCGGUACAAACAGAAAACCUUACCACUGAAGAAUCAAUCGCUGCCACUAUCACUCAUGAGGAUGUCGGCAAACACCUUGAUAAUACUAGUGACGGACACGGUGACGGAGAGGGUGGGGAGCCGGAAGCGCAUACCGGGCAUACAGGCGUUCAUGUGGCAUCCUGGAACUUUGAGUAUGUGGAGUUACCAUUAGGUGUAACUGCUUUUGCCUUGAUGGUCGGUUUAGCCAAAGUUGGUUUCCAUCAUGCAAAUUUCCUGUCGGCAUUAUUUCCUGAGUCUGUUCUCCUGAUCAUUAUUGGCGUUGUGUUCGGAGGAAUUACAUUUGCCAUUGGUUACGUUGACAAGUUUGAAUCACAGACGUUUUUCUUGUUUCUGCUGCCACCGAUUAUUUUAGAAGCAUCUUACUCGCUGCAUGACCGUACAUUCCUUGAUAACUUCGGGUCCAUUUUGGUUUAUGCUGUUAUGGGAACAUUGCUGAAUACAUUCCUGAUUGGGUUCACUCUAUAUGGGUUUUCACUCAUCGGCGCUUAUGGGGACACCUUCACUAUCAGCUUAGUACAAUGCCUUGUAUUCAGCUCCCUCAUUUCCGCUGUAGAUCCAGUUGCCGUUUUAGCAAUCUUUCAAGAAAUUCACGUCAAUCAAGUCUUGUAUUUUUUAGUAUUUGGGGAGUCACUCCUAAAUGAUGCUGUUACUGUUGUGCUAUAUAAAAUGAUGAACAGUUUUGUCACUAUGGAAACCAUUCCAUUUAGCCAGAUUGUACUGGGCUUUGUAUCAUUCUUCACAGUCAGUCUAGGAGGCGCCAUUAUUGGCAUCAUAAUCGGACUAUUAACAGCAGUCCUCACUAAAUUCACCAAACAUGUCAGAGUUGUGGAGCCCCUGGCGCUGCUUGGGAUGGCGUACCUAUCCUACCUAACCGCUGAACUCUUCCACUUCUCUGGAAUCAUCAGUAUCAUAUGCUGUGGUUUGGCUCAGUGCCAGUAUGCUUUUGCAAACAUCUCAAGGAAGUCCAGUACAACAGUCACCUACUUCACCAAGAUGCUAUCGACAACAACAGAAUCAUUGAUCUUUUUCUGGCUUGGGCAGACUCUUUGGGCUCAGACACACGAAUGGAACACAGGAUUUGUGCUAAUAACUCUCGUAUUCAUCUUCCUCUACCGGGCAGUGGGAGUGGUGUUGAUGACGUUUGUAGUCAACAAGUUUCGUAUAAACAAGAUCAAUAAGGAAGAGCAGUUUAUAAUGAGCUAUGGUGGUCUGCGUGGUGCUGUUGCCUUCUCAUUAGUAGCUACACUAACAGUAGGUGAUGUUCCUGUCCGUAAUGUCUUGGUUACCACCACCCUCGUUGUCAUUCUCUUCACUGUCUUCAUUCAGGGGACUACAAUUAAACCACUGGUGAAGCUAUUCAGAAUAAAACGCCAAUCUCUGGAGAAUGAGCCAAGUGUGGUGCUGGGAAUACAUAAUAAUAUCAUGGACUACAUGAUGGCAGGAAUUGAAGAAGUAAUUGGACACAAGGGACGCAAUUCACUCAGGAUUUGGCUGGAACAUCUGGACAAUAAAUUCAUGAAGAAAUAUCUGCAACGUCGGCCAGAAACCUGGGAGGCCCAAGUCAUGGCCACAUUUGAAGAAAUUACCAACCAAGAUCAUCAUGAACACAUCUUCAAACUAAGUCAAGGAGAAUGUGAGAACGCAGAGUCAUCUCAGACCGAGAUUGCAAACUUCAAACCAAUGCUGUGCAGACAGGCGUCAUAUUUUGACACAAUCAAACGGAGGUCCAGUGUGAAGAAGCAGAGUAAAGGGGAGUACACAACAAUCACAGACAAGACCAAAUCACCGGAUCUUACUGGUAUCAUCAGAAAAAACCCUGGUGAUGUGCUUCACGAAAAGUACGAUAAGAACCUCCUUAAUGAUGACCGCCAAGAUUUACCGUACCUCAUGAGGCAACGAUCAGAGGAGCACUUCCUCAUCAAGAGACGGGUCAUCAUGAGCGGAGCAGCGAGGUGGAAGAAGGCAUUCCAAGACAUCAAGGAAGCAGGGAUACAGAACGAGAACGGCAAGAAAGAUGAGACAGACGGUGGACCGAGAGAGACCAAAGAGGGUAACAAAGUCUUGUUUGAUAUUGAUGAGGGGGAUGCUGUUAUCACAGGGGUGGAAGACGAAACCCAAAAUGAUAACGUGGUCCGAGUAGACAUCGAGGGUGGAGGGGACAAGGAGGAUAAAGUGUAGGUGAGGAAAACAAAUUAUCCCUGGUCCUUCGUUUUUAUCAUCUCAAGGGUAGAUUAGGAAAAAUAUUCAUUUCUGGUCCCCCUUCUUAUAUCUAUCUGUAGACUACUAGAGAAUAUUGCAAUAUAGUGUUCCGAAUCCUUACUUGUUGAACAGCCUCAUUGACUGUCCCUGUAACUGGAAGAAUGCUUUUUUAGCCUCUGUUUUUACAGAGGUCUAGACUAAAUUUUAGAGAGGUGCUAGAGUGAAAAAUAUAUAUAUUUUUUUAUUGUGACAUUUCAUUUCAUUUAAUUUUGAUAAAAACGGGUUUGUGCAUCCAUCAUGUCCGUUAGUUGUCUAGCCUGUAGAGAUUCGUUGCUGUUCAAGUAUCUACACAUUUCUGAAAGUCAAAUUUUGAGACUUUAAAGGGUAGGUACACGUUUGGUAAUUACUCAAAACAAAUAUUAACUUAAAAACUGACUUGGUAACAAGCAUUAGAGA